This is a messenger RNA of Astyanax mexicanus (Mexican tetra), 1246 nucleotides long. It is a transcript of the gene ube2b, whose product is annotated as ubiquitin-conjugating enzyme E2B (RAD6 homolog). Lineage: Eukaryota; Metazoa; Chordata; Actinopteri; Characiformes; Acestrorhamphidae. The transcript is spliced from 6 exons. The coding region runs from base 92 to 550 and encodes 152 amino acids. Gene Ontology annotation, molecular function: ubiquitin conjugating enzyme activity. Gene Ontology annotation, biological process: proteasome-mediated ubiquitin-dependent protein catabolic process; protein polyubiquitination; DNA repair. Gene Ontology annotation, cellular component: HULC complex. The record is from RefSeq and is a predicted model, not a curated record.
GUCUGUGGUAUGACGUCACGGGUUGUUUGGAGCAGAGAGAAGAGGCCUGGUUCUCCUGCGGCUCCGAUUUUUACCAUCAAACCCCCGAAACAUGUCCACCCCGGCCCGCCGGAGACUAAUGCGAGACUUCAAACGACUUCAAGAAGACCCGCCGACGGGCGUGAGUGGAGCUCCAUCAGAAAACAACAUCAUGCUCUGGAAUGCGGUUAUUUUUGGACCUGUGGGAACACCAUUUGAAGAUGGAACGUUUAAGCUUGUGAUAGAAUUUUCAGAAGAAUAUCCUAACAAACCUCCUACGGUUCGGUUUAUCUCCAAAAUGUUCCACCCAAACGUUUAUGCAGAUGGAAGUAUAUGUUUAGACAUUCUUCAGAAUCGCUGGAGUCCCACGUAUGAUGUAUCUUCUAUUCUUACAUCUAUCCAGUCUCUGCUGGACGAGCCGAACCCCAACAGUCCCGCUAACAGCCAGGCAGCUCAGCUGUAUCAGGAGAACAAGCGCGAGUACGAGAAGCGCGUUUCUGCCAUCGUGGAGCAGAGCUGGGUCGACUCCUAAUGUCCGAAUCCUCGUCCCAAAAUCGCUCAUCAAUUUCUUUCAUUUACCUCAUCACUGAAAAGAAACGACACAAGUGCCGCUCGAGGAAAAAACGCGUAAUCAGAACGGACUUCUUUGCCAACAUGUUGCUGAAAGCAGAAAUCAUUGUGCUUUUUUGUUUUAUUAUAUCUAUUUUUAUUAUUGCAUGAUAAGUUAUUGCUAACAGACUUUGUAGUAUUGUUGCAGUAAAUGUAGACUUUCAGAUGGUUUACAUUCAUAAAAUAUAAUUUUCUUUACCUUUGUUUUAAGGAAAGGAAACUGCUGGCAAAAAUAUUGAGAUAUUGUAUAAGGAAAUAAAUCUAUUUAUAGUUGGAGAAUUUCACCAACAGCAGUUCUGUUCUACAAUCUAAACAAUACCACCAUGUUCUGGUUUGGCUGGAUUAGAUAUAAUAUUCCAAUCACUUCGCUUGUGUCUCAUUCGACAUUCAGCACUCACCUUCAUUUGUAUGUGGCUGCAAAUAAAAAGUGAAAUGUGCAUUAAUAAAUAUACUCUGUCCUAUACAGAAUGAUACAGCUCAGUUUUCAGAUAAAGUGUGGGUUAUAUUGUGACUGUGUUUUCAUGAAAAAAUAUGUAAUGAAGUUAGUUUUUGUGAAUUUAUCCUAUAAAAACAUUUAUACUGUAUGCUGUAUAAGCAAAAUAAACUUUUCUUUUCCAGA